Messenger RNA from Serpula lacrymans var. lacrymans S7.9, 672 nucleotides. RefSeq lists its product as uncharacterized. The coding region runs from base 1 to 672 and encodes 223 amino acids. The record is from RefSeq and is a predicted model, not a curated record. The transcript is spliced from 4 exons. NCBI's taxonomy places the organism in Eukaryota, Fungi, Basidiomycota, Agaricomycetes, Boletales, Serpulaceae.
AUGAACCCUAACGUCCAGCCUGACCAAAGAGCAUCUGGCAACAUAACAGACAUAGAAGAAGAUAGUAGUGCUGUCCCUCAAGAUAGCAGUGACAAUAGUAAUGCCAUAUGGACCGACACUGAGACACAAGCACUCAUCCAAUUCAUCACCAAAAAUUGUGCAGAGGGGGGCAAUGGCUUGAACUUCAAGCCUCAAUUCUGGCCCAAAGUUGCACUGCAUCUAGCACCUCUUCUUACCAGAGGACCAGCAAAGAGUGCCACUGCUUGCAACUCAGAAUGGGGACGGCUUUGUACAAAGUACAACCUUGUGAAGCCUAUCACCAACCUAUCUGGCACCCCUUGGGACGAUGCACUGGGACUAAACAUACUCAACAAGGGUGAAGUGGUCUGGAAGGAGCUUAUUGCGAAACAUCCGGUAGCAAAGGGCUUUUGGAAGAGAGGAUGGGUCCACUUUACCGCCAUGCAUGCUGCACUGGGCAACGCCCCAGCCAAAGGUUUGAACAUAUUUGGUGUUCCCAAAGUCCCCAAGCAACCUAAGGUUACAAAAGCAUCCAAGCAGCAGCCUCGCACGUCUCAGAGCACUCUUCCUGCCACAGUGCCCCCAACUCCACCUCCUAACACCGCCACCCCCGACAAGAUUCUGUCUCCAGCUCCUCAUGUCUGGGGUCACUAG